This is a messenger RNA of Photinus pyralis (common eastern firefly), 1011 nucleotides long. RefSeq names its product venom allergen 5-like. Gene Ontology annotation, cellular component: extracellular region. The coding region runs from base 138 to 974 and encodes 278 amino acids. The transcript is spliced from 4 exons. Lineage: Eukaryota; Metazoa; Arthropoda; Insecta; Coleoptera; Lampyridae. The record is from RefSeq and is a predicted model, not a curated record.
UUUCGAAUUCAAAACAAGUGAGGAAGACCGACUCCCACUGACCACGACCAAGUUUUUUAUUAACAACAAUCAAUCGCGUUAAAUUCUCAUUUUGCUCGCGAGGAACUUUAGUAACAAUUGAAACGUUCACUGCCACAAUGCUUAACGUUAUUUUAUUACUGGUCGAAGUUACGUUAGCAUAUGCGCUUAUCGAAAAGAACCCUUAUUGUGAACUAGGUUGUGAUUUUGGUGAUGGUGUUCCACUCACUCACACCGUGUGCCAGCGAGGCAUUAACAAAUGCGGGCCCGCCACUGCUUGUGGUCCAAACUUCAAAGUGAUCAGACUGACCGACCAACAGAGACAAAUGAUUUUAAAUAUGCACAACGCCCUCAGGUGUAGGGUGACUCUUGGCAGUGAGAUGCGAGGAAAGCAACCGCCGGCCAAGAAUAUGCGAGUGAUGACCUACGACAGGGAAUUGGAGUUUAUAGCCCAAUGCUGGGCGAACGCCUGUGAGGGUACCGCCUUAAAGCACGACAAGUGCAGAAGAACGCGGAAGCACGAGCACAACGGUCAAAAUUUGGGCUACAUUAACAGUUCGGUUAACAACAUCAACUUUACACUCGCCAUGCAGCAGUUAAUUACGCAUUGGUACGACGAAGUUGCGCUAUUCAACAAUCAAUGGGUGUACGAUACCCGAGACAGAGGCGUAAAGGUGGGACAUUACACUCAGAUGGUUUGGGCCGACACCCAUAAAAUUGGGUGCGCUGCAGUGUACUACACCGUUAACAAACCGGACGGGUCCAAGUGGCACGAGUUUCUAUUCGUGUGCAAUUACGGCCCUGGAGGCAAUUACCUAGGGGAGGCGGUCUACAAGCCCGGAUCCCCAGGGUCGGCUUGUCCCGAUAAGUUGAACUCGAACAAUUCGUGCGGAAUGUGCGGGAAAUUUAUUAAUGUUAUAGAGGGCGAUGGUUAUCGGCCGUUUUUCAAGUUGUAAUAAAUUUAUUGUUUUAAAUAAAGGAGUUACAAAAACA